Molecule: messenger RNA, 485 nt
Organism: Oppiella nova
Lineage: Eukaryota; Metazoa; Arthropoda; Arachnida; Sarcoptiformes; Oppiidae
Source: the annotation of a GenBank genome assembly
ACCCGAUGUACCAAAUGCAGAGCCAACCGGUGCCCAAUCAGCCCCAACAGAUGCACCACAUGUCCGUUCAGUCGCAGAACAAUUAUGGCGGACCGCCGCCUAACAUGUCGUUCCAGAACCAGAUGUCGAUGCAGGGUAUGGACCAAUCGGUGCAAAUGUCUGGACCAACAGGUCAUCCGCCACCAGUCUAUCAGCACCCGCAGCCGUCUCAGAACCCUAUGAUGAUGAGGGCGCAGAUGCAAUCACAGCAACAAAUGGUUGGCCAACAGCCCUCCCAACAAUUUAUGCCUCAAAGGUCUCAAUACCAGACAAUGCAAGCGGCGCCUAAUGUAACCAUGGGACAAAUGGGGUCUAUGGACAACCGGCCCAACAGUUUCAAUCAAAACACUAAUAUGCAGUCAAUGGGCAACACUGGAGGACCGCAUAUGAAUCAGUGGCAAACCAGUGGACAGCGACCGCAACAAGUAGUCUCACAAUUGCAGAGA